This is a messenger RNA of Caenorhabditis auriculariae, 3017 nucleotides long. Lineage: Eukaryota; Metazoa; Nematoda; Chromadorea; Rhabditida; Rhabditidae. The record is from the annotation of a GenBank genome assembly.
AUGUUCGUCAAGGAGCUAGCUCAUGAUGCCCUUGCCAAUAUACGACAAGCGCACUCUUCUCUUUCGGAAAGGUCCGCACCAUUCCCUUGUUUUGAACAUCCCGAUUUUUGAGGCUUUCGCGUUAUGACCCCGUUCUGUUAGUGGUCGCCGCCGUCGGAGGCACCGUUCUGUACGCCAACGUCGUUCGGAUCUACCGUCGCAGCGAAGAGCCGCUGAGCAAAAGGUUCUCGAUUGUCAAGAAAAAAAGGAGAAUAUCACUUUUCUCAAAUGCUUCGACCUCUGACUUUGAUAAUCAAUAGUUCAAGUGAAAAAGUGAAAAAAAAAACUGCCUAUUUUCUUGAAAAAUAAGAAAAACAAUUGAUCGUAGGCUAGUUGCAUACGUGUUCUCAAAAGUGCGGCAACUGCCGAUGGUAAAGGCGCGGAUCGAGAAGGAAAUCAGCAGCGCCAAAGUCGAAAUCAUGCACUCGAUCCACAAAGACGACUCCGACCGCAUUUUCAUUGCCGGUUCCCUACUUCUGUGUCGAGAAAGUCACUCGAUAACUCUUUCAGAAAUCCCUGCUUCGGGACUGUCCAACGAAGAAGUUGUGGCUCUCGCCGACAAGUACAAUGAUUAUGGUAAGCCAGACAUUUGUCUGUUGGAAGCGUACAAUUUUACAGGAAAGUUCGCCGUCGAAGACGGACGCGUUUCAGGAGCCGUGUACACGGAUCGCCAUCAGAGCCACAUCGAUCUUCUCACCAAGGCAAAGUCUUCUUCAUCUUUCUCAUUUAGAAUUCGUUCGAACAAAAUAAAAGUCCCGCUUGAUCGCGGCGAACGAAAAUCUUUUUUCUUUUUCAACAAAGGCUGAUUUUCUUUUUCAAGAAACCUGAAAUAACUGCUGGCGUUUUCAGAGCUUAAGCUUCGAUAAUACUCUAUCCUAUGGUUCUUUCUUAUAAAUGUUUGUUUAAGAUCUACUCCAAGUACGCCUACUCAAACCCCUUGCAUCCGGAUGUGUUCCCCGGUGCGCGGAAAAUGGAGGCCGAAACAAUCAGAAUGGUAUGGUCGGAGGGAAACUCUCAAAAGGUGUGCCACAGGUGCUCAAUCUCUACCACGGUCCUGACGGCUCGAGCGGCAGUCUGACGACUGGAGGAACCGAAUCCAUCAUCAUGGCGUGUCUCGCCUACAGGUUGGGAAGUCGCUCUCUUCAUCUCACGGCUAGACACUCAGAAACCGCGCUCACAAGCUGGGCAUCGAGAGUCCAGUCAUCGUCGCGGCUACAACUGCCCACGCGGCUUUUGAUAAGGUUCCACAUUUUUACUCUAACUCUAUGAAAAUUCACCGAAACCACUUUCUAUUAUCAAAUUCCGCUUCGCAGAAUGUUAUAGUUUCUUAGAAAAAAACAGUAUCACAGUUUAUAACAUCUGAAACAGCGUCUAGAAUCGAUGUUCGAGAUACUUUCAUGUCGUUUUCAGGCAGCCCAGUUAUGUGGAAUGCGCCUGCGACACGUUCCAGUCGACAAAAACAAUCGCGUCGAUUUGCGAGCCAUGGAACGCGCCAUCGACUCCGAAGUCUGCAUGGUGACUUUCCGUAGCAUUUCAUGAAAUAAAUGACUGAUUCAAUGAAGUCAUGCUGAGUGUUGAGAAGUUGUAAAAAAAUUUUUAAUUUUAGAAAAAAAUGUUCGACACUAUUUUUUUUCAAGGUAAAUUUUUUUAUCUUUUUUUUCUAAAAAGUUCUCAGAGAAAAAAAUUUAUAAAUUUUUUUCUCGUUUAUAUUAUUUUUUUGGCUUUUUUUUGCAACCGAUUCUUUUCAGCUUGUCGGCUCGGCGCCAAACUUCCCCUCGGGUACCAUCGAUCCUAUUCCUGAAAUCUCACAGGUUUGUGGAGUCCGAACCUCAAGAUAAGGCUUUUGGUUGCAGCUCGGGCUCAAGUACAAGGUCCCAGUUCAUGUGGACGCCUGUCUAGGAGGCUUCCUAAUCCCGUUCAUGAAUGAGGCCGGCUUUCUGCUGCCGACCUUCGACUUCCGCAACCAAGGAGUCACUUCCAUCAGCUGCGACACUCAUAAAGUACGAACACUUGGAGUCUUGACUAGUCUGUGACGAUUUCAGUACGCGUGUACCCCGAAAGGCAGCUCAAUCGUCAUGUACCGAUCUAAGGAGCUCCUCCAUCACCAAUACUUUUGCGUUCCUGAAUGGUCUGGCGGUAUCUACGCCACUCCGACAAUCACAGGUCUGAGUUUCUUUUUCUUUUUGAAGAGGAAGGAAGAAGUAAAAAUCGAAAUAGCUCGCACUUUCUAAAAGGACAAUAAGCGACCAAUUAUUACCACUAGAACCAGUAAAGAGAUCAGAAAACGCAUUUCCAGGAAGUCGCGCUGGCGCAAACUCGGCUGCUGCCUGGGCCACUCUACUUUCUUUCGGGAGAAACGAAUAUGUUCGACGGUGCAAAGAGAUCGUGAGUCACACGCGGAAACUCGUUGAGAAGAUGAAAGAGCUGCCUUUUAUCGAGGUUCCUCUGCGGCCUUUUGGUGGGAAAAUAUCUCAAUGACUCAGGUUUUCGGCUCGUCGGACGUUUCUGUGGUCGCGUUCCGCGGCAAGGGAAUCAACAUUUACGCAGUCAGCGACCGAAUGAACAAGCGCGGCUGGAACCUCAACACUCUGCAGAAUCCUGACGCGUAUGUCAUGAAACUUCUCUGAAAAGUCUCUUUCUCAAUGAUAGUUUCUCAUCCACAGGAAAUUUCAGUCUCAUGAAAAAAAGAGUAAAAUUCUAGAAUUCACAUCUGCUUGACGAUCAACCAGGCUCACGAGGAGGUCGUCGACGCGUUCAUCGCCGAUCUCCGUCUCGUCAGUCAGGAAGUCGCGGACAACGCCGACAAAGGCAACAAGGACAGCACUGUGGGUUGCGACUCGAGAACGUGUCGGAAAAGCGUCUUCCAGGCUGCGCUCUACGGAAUGGCCGCUCAGAUUCCCGACAAGUCUCUGGUCGACGAGCUCAUCUGCGAGUUCCUCGACGCCUGCUACGCGAGCCCGCCUCCCAAGGGUCACUAG